AACAGACUUUUAAAUUAUAUCGUGUAAAGAUUUUUUUUGGUACCAACAUUAUCCCCUCCACUUUUCGGGGAAUUGUCGUCUAACCUGCGCACCGUUGGCACAGGCAAGAGACACCUGCGACGGUGCGCUAGGUGCGCGUGCAAACGUGGAAGGGAUAACAUGGCUACCGCUUGACGUGACGUUUCGUUCGUCCGUCCGUCCGUCCGUCGCGCGAUAUCAUCAGAUGCUCGGAAAAACAUCUGGCGACCGUUUUUCAGCGACGUGCUGCUGCCGAUAGUGUUUCGCCGUUCGCACGAGUACAACAGUGUUGACGAGAGGAGGCGAAGAGAACCAUCCGUGAGAGACGAGCACAAUGAUGAACAUGUGGAAAGUGCGGGAGCUGAUGGACAAGGCGACCAAUGUAGUGAUGAACUAUACAGAAACAGAGGCCAAAGUUCGGGAAGCAACCAAUGAUGAUGCAUGGGGUCCUACAGGGGCAAUGAUGCAAGAAUUGGCUCAGGCCACGUUCACAUACGAGCAAUUUCCAGAGGUAAUGUCCAUGCUCUGGAAGAGGAUGUUGCAGGAGAACAAACGAAAUUGGCGACGAACGUACAAGUCACUACUCCUUCUUAACUACUUAGUACGUAACGGUUCAGAACGGGUAGUCACUUCGUCGCGCGAGCACAUCUACGAUCUCAGAUCUUUGGAGAAUUACACCUUUAUCGACGAAUUCGGGAAGGAUCAAGGUAUAAACAUCAGGCACAAAGUCAGAGAAUUGAUUGAUUUCAUUCAAGAUGACGACAAACUUCGAGAGGAGAGGAAGAAGGCGAAGAAAAAUAAGGACAAGUACGUCGGCUUGUCGAGUGAAGCAAUGGGAAUGAGAUUCGGAGGGGGUGACAGGUGGAUGGAUAACCCCAAAUGGAACAAAUCCAAUGUGGAAACAUACAAUGAUUGGGAUAGGGACAGUCGUGGAAAAGGAUUCGAGGAUACAAAUAACAGUGACGAUGGCGAGAGGGAGGAUUCGGACAAUGACACUAGCCCGAAAAAAAGUGGAAGGGAAUAUAGAGAUACGAUGGAUAAUAUACAUCAAAUUGGUAAAUCCGCUCAAAUAUCUAUACCUUCCGCGACUUCGUCCCCAGUCCGGACAAGCAGACCCACUAAAAAGGUGGAUCUCGGAGCGGCGGCUAAUUAUGGAAAAGAACAAUCCAAUAAUAGCACAUCGACGCAACAAACUAACAACUUGUCGCCUGUAAAUCAGCAGAAGACCAAAAACGACAUAUUGAACGAGAUCUUUGAGUCGCAGAGCGACAACAGCGGCAAGUUGGAUGACGACGAUUUCAAUCCGAGGGCGAGUACUCAGUCGUAUAUUCAGCCGCAGAAUGCGAAUCUGGACUUCGGCGACUUUACCAGUGCGUUUAACAAUAGCUCGGCGAAUGCCAAAUCGAAGGACGGUAACGAUGAAUUCGCGGACUUUACGUCUGCUUUCAACGCCGUCACUUUAUCAGGCCCUCCGAAUCAGCCGCAAUCUCAAAUCAGCUUAAUGGGCGUGACGAUACCGGGCGUAAAUAGCCCGACGUCAAAUAACGCAAAUAUCACGAUGUAUGCUAAUACGCAAACGGCGUUCACCGGGAGCGGCGCGGCUCCGCAAAAUUCCAAGACGUCGAACGAUCUGUUCGACUCUCUGUCGCCGCAGAGUCUCAAUAAUCAAACAACGAAUAACAAUACAGUGUCCUCGAAUACGGAUCUUUUGUCGGACCUGGAUAGUUUGAAUAUUUCAACUAUGAGGCUAACUGACGAACGGAUAAGUAGCCCAACCAAUUCUAACAUCUUCAUGGGAAUGAGCAAUGCACCUUCCAACGCUGUUAAUUAUGCAGCUUAUAAGGACGAAGAGAACGUCGCGGCCACCGAGAAUAAUCACAUCGCAUUGUUGGAAGAAUUAUGCGCCAUAUGCCGCAUUAAAAGUCGCAGCGAUUUGGAGAGAAUACAAUCGUGCUUGUCGGACUACGUGACGCUCUUACCGGGAACCAUAACUCCCCAAAAGUACACGGGUGUCGACGACGGCGUGGCAGUGAACGUCACGUUGUACAAGCAAAUUAUAGAGAAGACGAUUAACUUGUUCGAUCGCGACUGGCCGUUGCGGCAAGACGGCUCGCUGGAUCCUCUGAUUACAAAAUUGAUGGUCGUUGACGGCGCCACGAUGCCGAUCUUAUCGGAAUCCUUGAAGCUCUUGACCGCCGCUCUGAGCGAAUUCGAGGACAAGAGGAAGAUUCGUGCGAUCUCGACGAUACUGCAAAAUCUGCUGAAGAGCGACGCGAUAUUCUCGGCGAUAGUGGACACGUGUCGAUUCCGACAGGAGGUUCUGCUCGAGGUAGAGCUGGAUCAGGCGUGGCAACGCGCAACGCAAAUUCUGGUCUCCUUGCCGAGCCGUGUGGCCAACAAGAUGCAGCGCGACACGCCGCAAUUGUACACGCCUCAUGUCUACGUCAGGUUGCUCUGCUUCCACGUGUGUCGCGCGAUGCAUUUUGUCAACGAGGCCUGGCACGAGUUAAACAUCGAGCCGAAAGUAAACGUACUCUCGACCAUAAUAAGCAAGAUUCUCAUUACAUCGAAGCCGACCCAUGACCUAUCUUGCUUUAUCGACAUUCUCACGGAAUGGUGUUACGAGGAUAUAAAAAACGAGAAGCGUCUGGUCAGGAGUGUGCUUCGCGAAUUGGACACCGCGGCAGUCGAGCAUAUGGCCACGAUGUUCUUGAAACGCUGCGAGCCCAUGUACGGCGUACAUCCCGUUCUCGGGGACGUGUUGACUGCGCCGCGUUGGCAGUACGUUCUAACAACAAAGAUCCCCCUCAUGCGCUAUUAUCACACGGACACUAAGCUGAUCUUCAACUUGAUCUCUUACCUGUCGUCCUGCGAGAAUGCGAAUGUUUUACCGGACUUAAUGAUGAAGCUUAUUGACAUCUGGAGCGACAGAAGUAUCCUCAAUCACACGCCUGUGGAGCAGCACGAGUAUAUCUCGCGGCUGAUUAUCUUGUCCGUGAGGGCGUGCAGGAGUCAUUUGAAGGAGCAAAACGUCAUGGAGCGGUGUCGACAGCUCCUGCUCAACGGGGUGUCUGUGCAUCUGGAAUGCACGGAUAUCUACAUAAGAGCCAUGGGCAUGAUCACCGCCGAGAUCUGCAUCAACCAUCUGUCUGAAGAUGACGUGCCGCAACUGGUGUUCGAUUACAAUGAUAUGCCCACGCGAGUGCAGGUAUUACUCGACUCGUUGAAGCAUCUAUCCGCGCCGAUCGUGAUCUGCUAUAAACGCAGCGACGAUUUGGCCGACAGCGACUCCUCAGCUAACAAGAAGAUACGCGAAUUGGUAGCCGAUAUCUUGCCGAGUUUCCAGGCUGUUUCAAGCAAAAAGUUCGAAAGUAGCUUAGCGAGUUUAACGAAGGAUGAUCUCGCGCAGAAGGAGAAACACGACGCGAUUGGAGUGACAACAAACGUGCGAGGCGACGCGGAGGAAAGUCGUCAGCAAGACGAAGAGCAGUUGGAAUUGGACAGCGACGACGACUUAGUGCCGUAUGACUUGGACGAAGAGCGAGACAAACCGGUGAGCAAAGUGCGGCCGAUGUACUUGCGGGACCUGCGCGACAAUCUGACGGACGAGCGUACCGCUACCGACCCCGACGUCUUCUCCGAAUCCAUGUCGGUCUGCGAGGAGCUCAUACGGACGCAAUUACCGCACGACGACGCGUCCUUCGCGGUCGAGCUGUUGGAACUGCUCGUCACGCUCAGGCAACAAUCCUAUAUGGAGGAUUUCGAAGUCGUGGUAUUUCGCUGUUGCGUGGAAAUCGUCGUCGUGCGGCCGAAGGAGUGCGCCGAGUUCCUGUGCAAACAGUUUUACGAGGACGUCGGCAAAUAUUCGCUGAGCCAACGCUUGCUGUUCCUCGACGUGCUGUCUGAGUCCGCGAAACGGUUAUCGGGCAUCAAGGUGAGCAGCGAUAGCAACGCCGAGAACACGAAGCUGGUGGAGAAGAGGAGGAAGUCCAUUUCGAGCCCUGUGUCGGUCUUCAUCGACACGACGAAGCCGUAUAGAAUACAGGAGUUAUGCUACGACGAGGACAUGGAGAAUCUACUCGAGACGCCAGAGAGUCGAGUCGCUGAUUGGCAGGAGAUUAUCGAGAAGAGGAUUGAGUCUCACACGAGACGAUUCGCGCAUCGGUCCAAGGUGCCCAAGAAAAGUGUCAAUCGUUUCGCGAGCGUCGUCUCGUCUUUCAUCUAUCCGCUUCUGUACGGCUUCAACUGGCAACAGGACUCCGUCAAGCUUCAAAACUUGAAGAUCUAUCAGGACCAAGAGAACAUUGUGCUGCUGCGUUACCUGAACACAGUGUCCGUGAUCAUGCGGGCGGCGGAGAACUGCCCGUUGGCGUUGAAGAUGGGCAAGGAGAUCUUGGAACUCACGUGGACGCUGAGGUCGCACAAGGAAGCAACCGUGAGGUUCGCCGUCGUAGAGUGUAUCGCGUCCGUGUUGGUGUCGUUGCCGAGAGACCAAGUUGUUGUCGAAGAACUAUUGGACACGCUGAUGGAGAUCAAAGAGUGGCUGCUGCUGACGCAGAACAUCAUCUUUGGCGAACACGAUGUCAAAUGCAGGGAAAUUAAUGCCACAGUGAUGCGCUGCAUCGACGCAAUCAUCGGAUUCGUUCUCUGUUGAAUAUAUAUGGUAUAAAUCCACGUGGAAAACAAAAACAACGUUACAAUUGGAGAGGAUGUUAAUGGCUGGAUCUACGCGAUCUAUUUUUAUCAACGAACACAGAAGGAAUCUUUCAAUAUAUUAAAUAUUUAUCUUAUAUUUUUUUUUAAUAUAAAUAUCUAUUAUUUCGUAGAAACAUUGAAAUACAUAUAUACAAAGUAUCUCACACUACACAUGUAAUUGAUUGCAGAACGGUUUAGAUACAAUGAAGUUGGGAGCUUACUAAACUGUUAGCAUUGAGAAUCAUUAUCUGAUGGGCUUACACAGUAAUAAUAUAAUUAAUAUAAUUAUUGCGGGAGCAAUAUUGAUAAUGACUCUCAAUUUUGAUAGUUUGAUGAGAUUCUAACUUUACUGUAUCUAAUCACGACAGUUAUUGAGAUAUUAUAGAAAAUUAGUGAGUGAACUAAUCCUUUUUAAUUAAUAUUUCGAUAAUUAUCUCAUUGUGUUUGCAAAAUAGUAAAUGACUUUUUAUUCAGUUUGAUGGAUAAGUAUAUUUUUAGUGAAUUUUACUGCACGAACGAAUAUGUGUUGUGCCAGACACUUUGUAUAUCUAUUGCAAUAUAUAAUUGUAGUGUAUUCUGUAAUAUGUUCUGUAAUAUUCUGUAAAUGUUAAGUAAUACAAAGGCUGUAAUUUUUGCUGAAUAAAAUAAAUCUGCUUGUAUAAAUUUUA
This is a messenger RNA of Odontomachus brunneus, 5381 nucleotides long. It is a transcript of the gene lqfR, whose product is annotated as telomere length regulation protein TEL2 homolog. The transcript has 8 exons. Gene Ontology annotation, molecular function: Hsp90 protein binding; telomeric repeat DNA binding. The record is from RefSeq and is a predicted model, not a curated record. Gene Ontology annotation, cellular component: cytosol. Lineage: Eukaryota; Metazoa; Arthropoda; Insecta; Hymenoptera; Formicidae. Gene Ontology annotation, biological process: protein stabilization; telomere maintenance via telomerase. Bases 353 to 4672 code for a protein of 1439 amino acids.